UCUACAGUCUGUACCUAAGUUUGCGUCAGUCCGUCGGCUACUUCAGACAGGGAGAACAACGAAGAAGAGCCACACUCGUCCAUGCCGAACAGCAUGCAUCCCAGAUAGUUGGUUACCUCGAACGGCACGAGUGGAGGAAUCUGCGACAGCAAUGCGUCGCUCCGUUGCGAUGGUUCUUCUCUGAAUCGUUUCUAGAGAGCCAAUGGAGGGCGAUUCUCACCAACUGCGGGCCUCUUCGACAAACUGGUCACCCCACCGUCACGAUGGGCUGGUUCGUCCUUACUGCCAAAGUAUCCCUCCGGUUCGGCCGUGUGUCCCUUGCCUUAUCACUUCAGAUGACACCUUCCGGCAAGAUCAUCGGUCUGCGUGUCCUCACGUUGCAGGCAGCUGGCAUGGGUGCCUCCUGGCAGCCACCGCCAUAUGCAACCGAGGAUGUCACUUGUAUCCCUCUCACGCUCGGCAAGGGCCUGUACAGAGUGGCGGCAGAACUAACCGUCCCGCCCUCCAUUAAAACUGGCCAGAAAUACCCCUACUCCACCAUUGGCGCCCUAAAACCAUUCAAGGACAUGGCGCUUGGUCUUGCCAAUCGCGGUAUUGCGUCUUGUCGGUUCGACAAGUUUACAUGCACGAUUGCUGGGAAACUCCUCACGCGCCACACGAUAGUCACGCUCACAGGUGAAUACUUCUAUCAUGUCAGACAUGCCAUACGUAAGGUCGGUGAACACCCUUAUAUCCACCAUGAUAGGAUAUUCCUCCUGGGCCAUAGUUUGGGUGGGUUGAUCGCCGCUCGCCUUGCGGCCGCUGAGCCCGCGAUAGCAGGCUGUGUUCUUAUGGCGUGUCCGGCGCAGCCGCUAUACCGGUGUGCUAUUCGACAACUUCGGUAUCUCAAGAGUCUCGACGAGUGUGACUGUGGUGAGCAACGGUCAGCCGAUGAGCCAAGUAUGAUAGAUAAUACGAUCGAGAUGCUGGAAAAGCAAGCAGAGCUUGCAGAUGGUGCGACUCUGACCCGAUCAACGCCAGCCAGCCAACUACCGUUUGGUCUUGGUCCUGCAUAUUGGCUUGAAUAUCGUGACAUCAAUGCCAUUCAAUCCCUGCAGCGAUCCGAGUGUCCUGUCUUGGUGCUGCAGGGUGCACGGGAUUACCAGGUUAUCGUCAACGAGGACUACGCAGCGUUUUAUGCAAAGUUCCAGGAUCGCCAGAAUGUACACUUUCGCCUGUAUGAGAAGCUAAAUCAUUUGUUUGUACCGGGGGAGGGGAAGUGUACUCCGGCCGAGUAUGAUAUUGGAGGAAGUGUAGACGUGGCUGUUGUGGAUGAUAUCAAGCGAUGGGUUAAGACUGUUGAUUCUACUUGA
This is a messenger RNA of Aspergillus novofumigatus IBT 16806, 1352 nucleotides long. Its product is annotated as alpha/beta hydrolase. The record is from RefSeq and is a predicted model, not a curated record. NCBI's taxonomy places the organism in Eukaryota, Fungi, Ascomycota, Eurotiomycetes, Eurotiales, Aspergillaceae. Gene Ontology annotation, molecular function: carboxylic ester hydrolase activity. The transcript is spliced from 2 exons. Bases 264 to 1352 code for a protein of 362 amino acids.